Messenger RNA from Ylistrum balloti, 892 nucleotides. Its product is annotated as signal recognition particle receptor subunit beta-like. Gene Ontology annotation, biological process: protein localization to organelle; Golgi to plasma membrane protein transport; intracellular protein transport. The record is from RefSeq and is a predicted model, not a curated record. Bases 1 to 780 code for a protein of 259 amino acids. Gene Ontology annotation, molecular function: GTP binding. Gene Ontology annotation, cellular component: Golgi apparatus. Lineage: Eukaryota; Metazoa; Mollusca; Bivalvia; Pectinida; Pectinidae. The transcript is spliced from 7 exons.
AUGGCAGCUGAUUUACAGGAUCACAUCUUGGAGUUAGUCAAUUAUGUUAAAGUCGGCGUCGAAAGGCAGGAUACCGCUGUCUUGGGUAUACUAGUAGCUGUAGCUGUCGUAUUCUUAACGAUUGUUAUCUUACUGUUUGUGUCUAGGAAAGGUAAUGCACGUCAUUCUGUCCUGCUAUUGGGAACCUGUGAUGCUGGAAAAACCCUCCUUUUCUCAAGACUGGUUAAAGAUAUCAGGGAUGAUGUGAUGACUGUAACUUCAAUGGAUACAAAUAUUGGAAACUAUAAAGUUAAAACCAAGAAUAAAAGUCUGCGUAUUGUUGAUGUCCCUGGUCAUGAGAGACUCCGGAUGCAGUACUUUGAUAAACAUAAGCACAUGGCAAGAGGAGUGGUGUUUGUAGUGGACAGUGGGACAUUAAUGAAAGAAGUGAAGGAAGUAGCUGAGUAUCUGUACACAUGCCUCAGUGAUAGUGUGAUAUCAAACAGCACUGUUCCUGUACUAGUAGCCUGUACCAAAUCAGAUCUGACUCUCAAGAAAGGCAAAGAUGUCAUCAAGAAAAAUCUAGCAGCUGAAAUGAGCAUCAUGCGGGUGACUAGAUCGGCUGCGUUACAACAGUUGGAGGGUCCAGCUGCAAAUAACAACACAUUCCUUGGGAAAAGGAAUAAAGAUUUUGCAUUUGAAGAUCUCAAACCACUCAAAGUAGACUUUGCAAGUUGUAGUGCACAGACUGACAACAUGGAUCUGUCUGAACUUGAGAGUUGGCUUGAAAAACUUGCAUAAAAUUGGCGAAAUUGUUACAGUGAAUGCUUGAAUGUCUGAGCUCAGAAGUAUAAUUGAAGAAUGACUGCUAUGUGAUCUUGUGUUAAAAUGAAAAUAAACCAUUAUGAAAUUU